Messenger RNA from Theileria annulata, 639 nucleotides. Its product is annotated as synaptobrevin, putative. Gene Ontology annotation, biological process: vesicle fusion; exocytosis. The record is from RefSeq and is a predicted model, not a curated record. The coding region runs from base 1 to 639 and encodes 212 amino acids. The transcript has 6 exons. Gene Ontology annotation, cellular component: SNARE complex. NCBI's taxonomy places the organism in Eukaryota, Apicomplexa, Aconoidasida, Piroplasmida, Theileriidae. Gene Ontology annotation, molecular function: SNARE binding; SNAP receptor activity.
AUGUCGACGAUACUCUACUCUUUCAUAGCCCAAAAUGAUUCAGUUAUCGCAGAUUACGCAACUCCACAAAUAUACAACUCUGACAAAUCGGUAAAUCUGGACCUCAUUGCCAGAAAUAACCUUUCAAGGAUCCCCAAAAAUAAUUCCAACGGUUUCAACGUAAUUCUUGGACACUACUUUUUUCACCAUGUUAAAAAUGGUCUCGUAUUAUCAUGCGUAACAUCAUCUGAUGAAAACACUGAUCUUCCAAAAAAAUUCUUGGCUGAGCUCGACUCAAAAAUUAACAGCAAUGUGUUCAACAAUACCAGCAACAGGAGCAGAACUCUGACAAAAAUGAUGUCGAAGCUAGUGAAUGAGUACAACAACACAAAUAUGAAGUUGAAAUCCAUCGAGUCCUCGUUGAUUUAUACAACAGACGCACUCCGGGAAAAUAUAACUAAUAUAAUGGAACGAGGAGAACUGAUUGACUCAAUAGUAACAAAAUCCGGUAACCUGAAGGCGGAGACCAAGCUGUUCAGAGAUUCAGUAAAGUACUCAAACUCGUCGUUCAUAACAAAGUUUAUAAUAAAUAACAUAAAAAAUAAACGACUAUAUAUAAUUUUAACAGUAAGUAGUAAAAAUGUGUAUAAUAAUUCCUAG